Molecule: messenger RNA, 3073 nt
Organism: Monomorium pharaonis (pharaoh ant)
Lineage: Eukaryota; Metazoa; Arthropoda; Insecta; Hymenoptera; Formicidae
Product: coiled-coil domain-containing protein 102A
Exons: 7
Coding region: 311-1993 (560 amino acids)
Source: RefSeq, a predicted model, not a curated record
AGAGUUCCGAGUCCCGAAUGGCUAUCGUCAGUCAAUCGUCACUGGUGUUUAUGAUACGUGUAAACGUUUAUGUAGGUUUGUAACGUGAUGCGAAUGAUGCGAUAUCGUCGUCUAUGGUAUGCGCGGAAUUUCGUUAUUCGGUCGAGUAUCUGACGACAGUUAAACGCGCUCGAGGCUCGAGGAAGAAACGAUGCUCAUACGGCAUUAAAUCGGAGUUCGUGUUGGGUGCAAAGAGCAGCAUUUUGGAAGGCUUGUCCGAAGGCGUAAGAACGAAAAAACAAAAUUGUAGGUUACGCACAUUGCUCGUACCAUGGCACAAUCGACGGCAAGCGGAACUUCCUCCCGGCGAUUCAUGCGGGAACACGAGGCACCGUCUUCGUCGCGUUAUGUGGACAGCGAAUGGGAGUCCAAAGAGGCCUUACGACAGCGGGAGCUCGAGGAAGCAAGAGCACGAGCAACACAGAUGGAAAAGACGAUGCGAUGGUGGUCUGAUUGUACUGCCAAUUGGCGCGAAAAGUGGAGCAAAGUUAGGAACGAAAGAAAUGCGGCUAGGGAUGAGGCAAAGGCUCUCAGGGCGAAAUUGGAGAUUGCUGUCAAGGAUGCUAAUACCUUCAAGCAUGAAUCACAAGAUUUGGAAUUGCAGAAUGAACAGCUGAAGAAAGAGAUGGAGAAGAUACACAUACUCUUGAAACAUGCUGGGCAGUUUGACCAACAGAUUUUUACCAUUCUAGAAUCGGAUCCACAAUUGAGAGCUGCCUUUGGUUUAGAUGAGCAGCUGGAAUUUUAUAACAGUGUCGAGGCCAACAAUACGUUGGAUGCACAAAUGGAUAUGAUGUCCUGUAAGAAUUCGCAUGAAACAUCGAACAUUGUUUCGGGAGCUCAUAGUAUCUUACCAGAAAGAGAUAUUGAGGAGUAUGUCUUGCAAGGUGCUGUGCCGAAACAUGCAGUUGAAUUGUAUAAGGAAAGUCCCAGUAACUCAUUAGAUAAAAGCAUUACGAAAUUAGUCACGGAUAACAAUGCCAAAAAGGACGAACUGGAAAAACAAUCGUCGCCGUUAGAUAUGUAUAACGAGGAGUGUCUAACCCAAAAGAUGUCAGCGUUGCAAAUCCAAUUGGAAGAGGCAACAAAAACUAUUUCUGUGGAAAGAGAGGAAAACAAUUCUUUGCAUCGAACUGUGGAGAAAUUAAAAGCUGAAGUGAAACAGUUAAGGGAGCAAUGUAAGGAAUUAUCUGAGAGUAGAGCUGACGCAAUGAGAGAAUUAUCGGAACUAAAAGAACGUUUUCAACUCGAAAUUAAUGAUGAACAUAUAGCGGAUUUAAUAGACAAUACAAGUGAUGGAGAGAGCAUGGACCACCGUUUGACAGAAUUAAGGACAGAACUAGAAAAACUUCAAGUUGAAAAUGCAAUAGAGUGGAGUAAAAGGGAGAAACUAGAAACUGAGAAGAUUUCUUUGGAACGAGAAAACAAAUUGCUCCGUUUAAAAUUAUACGAAUUACAAGAAGGAGUAGAGACGCGGCGACCACGACCGGUAUCAACAGCCGACACAGACACGAAACAAUUACAGCAUGAAAUUCUAGUUCGCAAUAUGGUGUUACUUGAAGUGAAACAAUAUCAGGCGACACUGAAACAAUCUUUGGCAGAGAAAACAACUGAGUUAUCGCACGCGAUAAGACGGUCCGAGCAAUACGAAGCGGAAGUGAAGCGAGUGAGAGCAAGAGUCGAAGAAUUGAAGAAAGAGUUGGCCAUCGCUCAAGAUGAGGUUGAUGCUGGAACAAAUACUAUGCGGAAACUACAACAAGCUAACGAGGAUCUUAUGGAACAAUUGGAAUCCGCAAACAUACAAUUGGAACAUUUCAAAAAUUGCAAUAACGAAACAUGUGAAACUUCAACGGACGCUGAAGUAGAUGGGACUGAGGAGCAAAACUUCCAAGCUAACAAUUGCAAUGAAUGCACUAAAGACGAAAUUACAGUUUGCGAUCAACAAGAAGCCUAGUAUUCGUUCGCUAACAAAUGGAGUGUUGAUAGCGAUGGAAUGUUUAAAUCAGUUAACGAAGAUGCAAAUCGAAUAGGUGCUCUUAUAAUGGGCCUAAAGUACAGAAUUUGACUUUUUUUUUUCUUUUAAAUCUUUAAUCUUUUUUUAAAUUUUUAACUGUGUUGGAACAACUGUAUGUAUAUGUCAAAUAACUCGUGAGUUAUGUAGUAGUACGCACUUAUUGCAUACUACUAAUGAAUAUUAAUAUUUCUAGAAGCAUAUAUGUAAAUAUAUGUCGCAUUUAUAUUGUUUAAUAAUGUAGCACAAUCGAUGACAUACAAUUUUAAUUAUCUAUUCACUGACAUGAAUGAUAAGUCAUCUGUAGUAUUGACUGUUUAAUAGUUAUUUACUCAAAAGAGAUUAUGCUUGUUUUUACCAUUUUUUCCUGUAAAUAAUUAUUUUCAUUCAUUCAUAUUUGUUUUUCUACUUUUAUAUUAAUUAUGAACAUACGUCUUUCCUUUUUUUAUUUUUUAUUAACGUGCAUUUUGUACACAAUUCACAUUCCGCAUUGUUUCCUUUUGUAUGUUCCUUUUUAAAAAGUAAUGUAAAGAUACUGUACAUAUAUAUAUAUAUAUACAUAUUCACGAAAUACAUGUGUAAUGAAACAUUAUGUUUCCGUCAUGUAUUUUUCGUCUCAGAAAAGACUGGCGAAAUCGAGUAGCGAAAUACAGUAUGUACAAGAUACGAUACCUGAUAUAUUUAUAACUGAACGUUUUAUGUCAAUAUCGAAAAUAUCUAUAUAAAAUAAGUUGAAGCAAUACUUUAUCUACAUACUCGCGAGUGUGCUACGUGUUGCAUAUUAAGUUGUAGAUAAAAGCAAAACAAACUUUCAUACAAUCACCUACAUCAAAUUUAAAAAAUUGUUGUUAAUUAUAUUUCUUAACUGGCGAAAGAAAAAGAUAAGAAAAAAUUUUUCUUCUAGUUAAAAUGUAUUUUAUUGACAAAACUUAAUAAAUAGCAGCGAUUGAUGUAACAUGUUCAUCCCAUGUUAUAUAGUCAAUAAGUUUGGAAGUACCUCAAUAAAGAAAUUGUAACAUUGAA